This is a messenger RNA of Acromyrmex echinatior (Panamanian leafcutter ant), 861 nucleotides long. Its product is annotated as 48 related 2. The record is from RefSeq and is a predicted model, not a curated record. Gene Ontology annotation, biological process: regulation of transcription by RNA polymerase II; developmental process. NCBI's taxonomy places the organism in Eukaryota, Metazoa, Arthropoda, Insecta, Hymenoptera, Formicidae. Gene Ontology annotation, molecular function: RNA polymerase II transcription regulatory region sequence-specific DNA binding; protein dimerization activity; DNA-binding transcription factor activity, RNA polymerase II-specific.
AGUACUCAAUAUUACGUGGGACACAAUAGCGAUAUCACUGAGGAAGAAUUAGCAGAAUUACCUUCAUGUGUUUAUGCAGGCAGAUCCACGCAACAUAUCACGCACACAUCGCCACAUACACAUUCUCCUUUGCACUAUCAUGUGCCAGUUUCAACGCCAGAUCAUGACACAGAGAUGAACGGCGUAGAAGAAGGUUAUUAUCCAAAUGGCAGUCCUUAUAGAAUUCAAAGACACGCGGCUAAUAUUCGUGAAAGAAAACGUAUGCUGAGCAGCAUCAACUCGGCUUUCGACGAGCUUCGGGUCCAUGUGCCAACCUUUCCUUACGAAAAGCGACUGUCAAAGAUUGAUACCUUGCGCCUGGCCAUAGCAUACAUUGCUCUCUUGCGCGAGGUUCUAGCAGCCAGGCUUGAUCCCUUAACAUACGUCGAGAGGUGUCUUAGGGGUGAAAUAAAUGGCGAACGAGCUGAAUGGAACACGAGCGAUCUGACGGCACGCUUAUCCUGGAUAAAUUGGGAAAAUUUGGGGGUGAAUCCAAAUCGUCGAUCAGUACUUACUACUUUGGCACUGACAACCGACAAUAUGAAUUAAAUACUGAUAACAUUUUGGCAGUAAUUUUUCUUUUCUUUGUAAAUAUCUUUAUGCACAGAUAAGAAAAGAGAAAGAAAAAAAAGAAAUGCUAAAGACUUUCGCGAUCACAUUUUAGUUAACGUGCAAUACAAGCGACAAACUUAUUCAGUAUCUAUGUGUACAUGUAUAAGAUAUAGUACAAUUUAGUAUUUGCUUUGAAAUAAAAUCGAUGCUGUUCGAGACUCUUGGCUAUAUGUAUUUUUAAUAAUGCCAAUCAGAACUUAUAUAUUUUUU